Menidia menidia (Atlantic silverside) is the source of this 1336-nucleotide messenger RNA. The record is from the annotation of a GenBank genome assembly. NCBI's taxonomy places the organism in Eukaryota, Metazoa, Chordata, Actinopteri, Atheriniformes, Atherinopsidae.
CGGAGGACACGCUCUCGGUGACAGGAGCGCUCACUGGCUCCUGAUUCCAGUUGGAGUUCCACUUUGAGGGGGAGAGGAAAGACACCCUCUAAGCAUCGCCCGCUGCUUGUCCUGCUUUCAUUUCUGCAGACUGUCAGUGAGGACAGGCUGUUCGUUAUGUUCCAUCAGCUGACGGACCAAACCCUGAAUGGCAGCUGUCAGGGAGCCAUCUCAGAGUGCAAUAAGAGCGCUGACGGAGACGCGCUCCAGCUGCCCACUUUCUCCACCGCGGCCAAAGUCAGAGUCAUCAUCACCUUCGCGCUGUGCGCAGUGUCAGCUGUUUGCAACUUGCUCGUGCUCUGGGCUGCCAUUAAAGGCGGAAAGCGCAAGUCCCACGUCAGGAUCCUCAUAAUGAACCUGACGGUGGCGGACCUGCUGGUCACUUUCAUCGUGAUGCCCGUGGACGCAGUGUGGAACAUCACGGUGCAGUGGCAGGCAGGAGACGCUGCCUGCAGGCUGCUGAUGUUCAUGAAACUAGUGGCCAUGUAUUCCUGCGCCUUUGUGACUGUGGUCAUCAGCCUGGACAGGCAGUCUGCCAUCCUCAAUCCUCUGGGCAUCAGCGAGGCCAAACGGAAAAGCAAAAUCAUGUUGACUGUGGCCUGGACGAUGAGCGUGAUCCUUUCAUUCCCUCAGAUAUUCAUAUUUCACAACGUCACCAUAACAGUCCCGGAGAACUUCACUCAGUGCACCACCCACGGCAGUUUUGUCCGACGCUGGCAGGAGACCGUCUACAACAUGUUCACUUUUGUGUGCCUCUUCCUCCUGCCUUUGGUCAUCAUGAUUUUCUGCUACACGCGAAUCCUUAUUGAGAUAUCCAGCCGAAUGGCUCGGAGUAACAUGCGGUCUAGAGAUAUUCAUCUUCGGCGCUCACACAACAAUAUCCCCAAAGCUCGAAUGAGGACGCUUAAGAUGAGUAUCGUCAUUGUGACUUCAUUCAUCAUCUGUUGGACCCCAUACUAUCUGCUUGGUCUGUGGUACUGGUUGUUUCCUGAAAAGAUGGAGGAGACAGUCUCCCAUUCGCUUACUCAUAUGUUGUUCAUAUUUGGCCUCUUCAAUGCGUGUCUAGACCCCAUCACAUAUGGUCUGUUUACGAUUCACCUUCACCAGGGAAUGAGGAGAUGUCGACGCUCAAACACACCGACUGAGAACAACACUUGUCUUAUGCAAAUGUCCUGUUUUUCCUCUGCCAGGCAGAUUGGGUCAGGUGGCCUCGGUAAACACACGGAGGAGAUAAAUGACAACAGCAGCACGAAAAAUGCCUCAAGCAUCAUUAUUUCCGUGAGCAAGUUAUAAUGGC